Messenger RNA from Aphis gossypii (cotton aphid), 4888 nucleotides. Its product is annotated as beta-1,4-N-acetylgalactosaminyltransferase bre-4-like. Lineage: Eukaryota; Metazoa; Arthropoda; Insecta; Hemiptera; Aphididae. The transcript is spliced from 7 exons. Gene Ontology annotation, molecular function: N-acetyl-beta-glucosaminyl-derivative 4-beta-N-acetylgalactosaminyltransferase activity. Gene Ontology annotation, biological process: glycosphingolipid biosynthetic process; carbohydrate metabolic process. The coding region runs from base 345 to 1409 and encodes 354 amino acids. The record is from RefSeq and is a predicted model, not a curated record.
GCAGCGCUGUGCCGUUUCAGUGCGAGGCCUUAGCUCGCGUUCGGCCGGCGCGCGUGUACUUCCCUCGACUCCGACGACUUACAAAGUUACGUUCACGGCACUCCGACGACUUACGAAGAAGUCACUGCUACGGUUCCGAAGACGACGACGACGACGACUUUGACGGCGGUGGUGGCGACUUUGGAGUCAUAAUAAUCGUCGCAUUAUUUUUUUAUUUCACCUCCCCCGUCGUCAUCGGGGACACUGCUGUUAUAAUAUUUCAGUGGCCGCUGCACAAAAGUGCAGAUAAUUCGCAGCUAUAAAAAGCCACCAAAUUAAAUAAUAUUCAUGUUCACUGAACUAUAAUGUCCAUAUUACCACCCUCGCGUGGAAAAAUUUUAUUUGGACUGGGUAUAACCUGCUUACUGGUACAGUUUUUAUAUGUCAGCUAUUACAACGAAACACGUCGUCUUGACAAUUUUAUUGCAACGACAACACAAGAAUACUUUCCGUCGACCAACCCUGUGCCAAUAACUCGCCUCAAUCUUUCCGGUAUUCAGACUAUGUUUUAUAAUAAUGUUCAAACUGAAGAGACAAAAGAUAAAAAUCUUCUCACGCCGUGUCCACAAACUCCACUUGCUUUAAAUGGAACAGUGCGUUUACUUGUACCUUCUCAGGAAACAUUGGAAGAAGUCGCGCAAGAGUUAUCCUGGCUUAGAUUUUUCGAAGACGGACGCCAAAUGCCUUUAGAUUGUCAAGCGAAAUAUACGAUUGCAAUUAUAGUGCCUUAUAGAAAUCGACUAGCCAACCUUUGUUCAUUCCUUUUAAAUAUGCAUCCAUUUUUAACAAAACAACAGUUGGAUUACACUAUAUUCAUCGUAGAACAAUUCGACGAUGGACUAUUUAACCGGGCGAUGUUAAUGAACGUUGGGUUUACCGAAGCGUUGAAGUUACAUGAUUUUGACUGUUUCUUUUUCCAUGACGUAGACCUUAUACCGGAGAAUGACAGAAAUAUAUAUAGUUGUCCCGAUCAACCAAGACAUAUGUCAGUAGCUAUUGACAAGUUCAAUUACAGGCUGCCAUACGAGGACUUAUUCGGCGGAGUGAUUGGCAUGAGCCGAAAACAUUUCCAGCUUGUCAACGGUUUCAGUAAUAUGUUUUGGGGAUGGGGCGGCGAAGAUGAUGACAUGGCGUCUCGGGUCAAGGCACACGACCUAAACAUCACCAGGUACCAUCCAGACGUGGCACGUUAUCACAUGUUAACACAUGCCCCACAAAAGGCUAACCCAAAAAGGUACGAAAAAUUGUUCAGUGGCCGGAAGCGAUUCAAAACGGACGGACUUAACAAUCUCGAGUACCGGGUAAAAGCGUUGAAACAAUUGCCGCUGUUCACAUAUUUGCUGGUCGAUUUGACCAGUAGGCGCAGUUGAUGGACGAUGAUGAUGUGGCACUGGCCGUUUGGCCAGCAAGCCACUUAAAAAAGCCAUAAAUGGUCUCUCUCUCUCUCUCUCUCACACACUUUAUUUUUCUCUCUUUUUUCUCUCGUUUUCUCUUUCUCUUUCUCCCUUUUUUAUCUGAGAGAGUCCCAUGGCAUAUUGUUAUUUUUAUUUUUUAUUUUCAAUCGAUUUACAAUGUAAAAUAAGCAUAGGUACGAACUGUUUAUGUAUUAUGUGAACAUUUUUUUUUUUAUAUAUAAUAUAUUAUAAUAUUAUAUUAAACUAUCAGGGUUAUCGUUCCCUGAUUUGGUGCUAAACUAAAACAUGUAUUGUUAUUUGCAUACGCACUUGAAUUAUAUAAGUAUAAAACGGGGAGUUGUAUACGACCGAAUAGAUAUCGUCGUACUCAAGAGGGAAAAAUCAAAAUCCGAAGUCUUAAUUAUUAUUGUUAUUAUUAAUAGUAUCAUCAUCCCUCGAUUUUCGGAAAAUCGGUGACGAAAUUCAUAAUAAUAUAAAACAACGAAUGUACGUUUUGAAGCAAAAAUAUAAUACCGUUCCACUAAACAAACAUAUUAUAGAACACGGUGAUCGCAACCGAACAGGCGCUUGAAUAAAAUAUAAUGCUCGCAGUAUUACGGUUUCUCUGCAGUGUCUGUACGCGGCGUCUAGCGUUUACUACCGGUCCGGAUAUAGUUGGCGUUCAAACUCUGCAGGUAAACCGACAGACCGUAUCUUUAAACUUUUACGUGGUAUUUCUUAACGAUCUCAUCAUCGUCUAUUUAUUACUUUCGUCAAAAACUGCAAUCAAAUUUUAAAAAUGUAAUAACUUCAUUUUGUGGUUGCCCCGUUGAAAUUUUUAACGAUUAAAAUUACCCAUUAGAUUUAUUAGGAACGACUUGUUAACAUAAUAUUUUCUAGUUUUUCUUACAUACCGGUCACAUUUUCAUUCGUCAACAUCAAACAACAUUUCAUCGUGAUUAUAUUAUUAAUGACAUAUUAUAUACUAUUACAUUAUUUCGUGGUUUAUAUUUACUGGUAUAAAACAUUUUCUAAUACCUAUAGAUAUGGGUAGGAUAUUGUAGCGAUAUUUGUUUUUUCUAAAAGAUUUUCUCUUAUUUCAUAUUCGUAUUGUAGAUAAUAACACACCAACUAAUGAAAUGUUGAAAGUUAUACACCUUGUAUAAUAUAAAACAUACCAUAGAGGUGAGGUUCAUUUUUAUUUCACUAAUCUUACUUUCAUGUAUACACAACAAUACUUUUUACAUAUUUCAUGAUUUUUGGGAUCAACGAAUAGGCAAUAAGUAUUAGGGUAGGCCUAUUUUUGGGUCAAUAUGACUCUGUGAUAUUUAUUAAUUAUAUAUUAUAAUAUUAUACACAUUCUUUAUCUUUUUAUUGAUUCAGAAACCGGGCAAUUUUAUCAUUUAAUGACCCGCCGUAUCUGUUAUUUAAGAUAAACGAGACUUGUAGCUUUAUAAAUUCAUCAAUUUUAAAUGUAACUUAUUAAUAACUAUGAUAAUAUAAAAAUUAUAAAAUAUAUUAUGUACGUAUAUCUGUAUAGUAAUUUAUUAUUGGGUACGCUUACAGUUAGGUGUGUACUGUGUACCUAUCUUUUUUUAUUGAUGUGUUUUUUGAAAUUAUUUUUAUUAGUUUAAAUAAUAUAUUUAUUUAUAUGUGUUAUAUUAUAAAGGACUACUUUUUAAAAAAUCGACAUUUUGUCAUCCUAUAAUAUAUUAAAAUUAUAUAAUACCCAACGAAUUUUGCGUCCAAAACCCUCAUAUUUUGGGGCUAUCAAAUCUUACUAAAUCUAUACAAACUAUUGGUAUAUUUACCUGUGCAUAUUACUAAAAUUCUACAACUAUAAAACAUUAUUAAAUCUACAAUAAUCAAUCAAUUUUAUAAAAUAUAUUGAAUGAAUAAUAAAUAGAAAUUCAAUGAAAUUGUAUUUUAAAAUUUUAAAAUCGAAUUCAGACUAACGAGUACUCUUUUUAUUAUCUAAAAUAAUUUUUAUUACAACAAAAUAUUUUUAAACGUAUUUUUAAACUAUACAAAAGUAUAUUGUAAAAAAAUUUAUAAAUGUGUUGUACUUGUAAACAUCGAAUCAGUACAAUGUAGUGGGGUUAGAAAUGUUAUUAUUUCAUAAAUCAUAUUUAAGAAUAUAAACCUGAUAAUUAGUUGUUAUUGCGUACUUAAAAAUAAUAUAAAUAAAUUAUAAAAUUAAAAUUUUAAUUUGAAUGGAAAAGGUGCUAAUUAAUAAAAAGUAAAACAGAUAAUUUUAAUUUUUGAAUACAUACUAAAAAUAGUAUAUAACUCAAUAUAUUAUCAAAAUAAACCUAUUAACUUAAAUUUUAUUAUUCUAAUAAUAUAUUCAAUAUAAUUUAGUUAUCUUAAUAUUAGGCACGUUAAAAAAAAUACAUUACAUUUAUGAAAAUACGUUUGAAAAUAUUUUUAAAAUAAUUAUUACAGCAAUGUAAAAUUUAAAAUUAUUAACAAAAAUAUAAAUAAAUAAUUAUAAGAAAAAUAAAUUGUCCACAGAAGUUAAUUGUAAUAUAAUAUUUUAUUUGUUAUUAUUUAUUGUUUUACAUUUUACUUAUUGUAUAAUUGUAUUAGUUAUAUUUUACCACAUAGAGUGUACAGACUGACAUCAAUGUGUAUUUUUUUUUCGAUAAUAUUUGUUAAAUGUUCAUUUUUAAUAAUAUUCAUAAAAUAAUUUAGAUACCUAUAUCCUGUCAUGUAUGUUGUUGUACAGUUUAUUUUUUUCGUAGUUUUCGUUGUAGUAAAUGUAUUUAUAUUAUCUUAUUACUCGGCUACUGUUGUACUAUUUGUUAUACUUUAACAUGUUUUUUUUUUUUUUUUUUUUUUAAAGCGAAGUUCAUUACUUAUUUUUUCUUAUUGUUAUAUUAUUGUAUGUAGGUAUAUAUUUUUUUUGUAACUUUUGAAUUCAUUUAGGUCAUAUCACUUCUGUACUAAAACUCUUGAGACUAUUCAAUAAAUUAUUUCAUUUUUAAAUUCCAAUAACUGGCUAACACUAAAAAUAUUAUUUGAUUUAUACCUAUCAACACAUAAUAUUAUAAUAUUACCUUUUAGUAAGUUAUGUUGUUUGUAAGGUCUAUGUUAAAGAUACAUAAUUUUACUCUAUCAUAUCGUCUAUAAUUAAACAUAUGUCAUGUUAAAGCAUUAGUGUUAUAAUACGAUUUUGGUUAUCUUAGGUUAGGUAUAUAUACCAUGUUUCAAGUGUUAUCGUGAGGUCAAUUUAUUUUCGUACGGUAAUAAUGGUCAGAGUUGCAUUGUUACCAAUGAUUACCAAUGAUAUAUUGUUUAAAAUGUAAAUGGUUAGUGGUUUUGUAAUAAGUUAACAACAAAUAAUUAUUAACGAUAGAAUUGAAUGUUAAAAUAGCUUAAGAUUCAAACAUAGUUAUCUAUGUAAGAUAAUAGAUACAAUAUAUAUUAUACACUUAACAUAUGUAAUAAUAAGA